This is a messenger RNA of Tigriopus californicus, 3283 nucleotides long. Its product is annotated as F-box DNA helicase 1-like. The transcript has 2 exons. The record is from RefSeq and is a predicted model, not a curated record. Bases 511 to 3201 code for a protein of 896 amino acids. Gene Ontology annotation, biological process: replication fork processing; double-strand break repair via homologous recombination. Gene Ontology annotation, molecular function: protein binding; ATP binding; DNA binding. Gene Ontology annotation, cellular component: nucleus. Lineage: Eukaryota; Metazoa; Arthropoda; Copepoda; Harpacticoida; Harpacticidae.
GGACCGAGGCAGCAUGAGUUUAUGUUUUACACACGCUGCUAUGUGAGCGAGGAAUUAAGUGCGAGCAAGAUUAGGUAGGAUAAGAAUCUGGCAUCCAGACAUGCACAUGUGAGUGAUACGUACGUUCGUACGCGUUGACGCAAGCUCGCCGAGACCCGACAGUUCCUCCUCAACAAAGAGACCAGAUAGAGGAACCUACGGGCUCACACUGGAGGUCACUCGGCCUACGACUGGCUUUCAAACAAAGGGCAACACAACGACGGAAAAGUCGUCUUAUCGUGGUUGCCCGCUUUCUUCUGUCAUGGCUCCAAGAUAUUUUUUUUUAAACACAUGCUUUCAGUCUCGAAUUGCUGAGGGGAAGAAGAUUGCUUUUCGAGCGUAUCAUCCAUGGGCUUGUGUUGCCACGUCCAAGACAAGUUAUGAGCAUUAGUCAACCAUGGAAGCCUCAUCGUGAAGGCUAGCGCGGUUUGGGAACCAUCCCAGGUUGCCCCUUGAGGACCCCAGGUCAUCAUGUCCUCCAGCCCCCUGAUGAGCUUGCCGGUCGAGAUCCAGUGCCGAAUACUCGGCCAAGUGCCUUGGGUCGAUCUCUUGAGCUCGGUCAGUUUGGUGUGUCGGUCACUCCGGGACUUGGUCGCUCAUCCCCAAUUCAUUCCUUGGAAGCGACGGUAUCAUCGAUAUCUCCGUCUGCCUGCCGAAUCUGAGAUCUCGCUGACCGACAGUGCAGAAUUUCUGGCCUCCAUCCAGCCCUACCGAUGUCUUCAAAGCGGGUCUUUCAAUCAACAGGAAUUGUUCUCGGGCGGCAUUGAAUGGUUACUUCAGGCCAUUACCCGUGAUGGGCGUCGGAAACGAAUUCCAUUGCUCAUCCCUACCGAUACUCAAAAUCCCCGGUUGGAAACAGCUCGUCAGGUUCUGACCUCGACUCUACCGGGUUGCCAGGCAGAGCCUUGGUCGAUUCUAACUUUGGCCUUGAUGCUGGAAAUGAACGUUGGUCAUGUGUUAUCUUGGGUCCGAAAUUUAUGCGGUCCCAAUGGUCUCUUGGAUCUACCCGAUACCUUGGAGUGGUUGUAUCACGUGGCCUGGUGUCUCAAAUUGGCCGAGAGACAUGAUAUGCUCUCUUACCGUCCACAUUACACAGUCUUUCAUGUCAUCUUUUGCCUUGAGAAUGACUUGGGGCCCUCGAACGUCCUCCAUGGGGAGAAAACCCUCAUGGACCGCCUAACCGUUGAGCAAAAGCGAAUUGUUCACUAUCCGAUUAACCCUGCAAGUCGUGGAGCAAUCAAAGUAGUGGCUUUUGCGGGCACGGGAAAGACCUCAGCUCUCCAAUGCUUGGUUCGAGCCAAUCCUGGAUUUCACUUCCUAUGUAUUGUUUUCAACAAGGUAAUUCAAGACCAAACCAAUCUGGUGUUUCCCCAUAACGCCCAAGCGUAUACCAUUAACAGCUUGAGUUAUCGCUUUCUGAUCGAAAAAGGUUAUUCAAGAACGAGGUUGAAACCCUUCAGUCUGACGGCCUACGACGUGGUGAUGAGCGGUUUAGUGCUUAGUCAAGGUGAAGGAUCGGGGAAUGUUUAUACCCGCUCCUCUCAAAUACUUUGCACGUUGAGGAACUUUGCGUGUUCCGUGGAUGAACACAUCGACAUCAGCCAUGUUCCAUGUCAAUGGCAACCGGAUCUUGAUUCGCCGCCGGAAGCUCUGUCGUUAACGUGGCGUGAACGUCUUUUAGCAGAUUCACAAAAUUUGUGGAAACGCGGCAUAACGAACCAAAACCAUUCUGUGAAUAUCGAAGGCUCGUUUCAAGUGAAACUCUUUCAACUCUCGAAACCAAAUCUCAAACAGCUUUUCAGAUGCGAUGUGAUACUCAUCGACGAAGGACAAGAUUUAAACCCGGCCAUGUUAGACAUUACACUGGGCCAGGAUUGUACAAAGUUCAUCGUGGGAGAUCCCAACCAACAGAUUUAUGGAUUUAAUGGAUCCGUCAACGGACUGGCCCUGGUUGAAUCGUUUUGUCCAUUGUUGAAAAGCUUCCGUCUGACACAGUCAUUCAGAUUUGGGCCCGAAAUUGCCUACUCGGCUUCUAUUGCGCUCCGUAGAUUCCGUCAAGACGACACCCUCACGGUGUUCGGUCGACCAGAUAUCAAAGAUAAUUUCCAUGGGGCCUCCAUGUUCACGUCCGCCCGGGGACAAAACAAAACUGUGAUACUCUGUCGAACCAAUAUCAGCCUGAUUCAGGCUCUCGUGAAGGAGGUUGUUCUUGUUCCAGAAAACAUCAGACCUUGCAUUAGCCUGGCCCAAGGCAUGGCAUCCUACUUGGAUCAAUUGGUGGACCUAGCCUAUUUGCACGACAACCAAAAAGACCGAUUGUCGAGCUCGUGUCGACAUUAUUUCUUGUCUUUGGGAACCUUUGACGCCUAUGUAUUAAGAGCGAAAGCCACCUUGGACAAAGAGGCCGAUGUCAAGGUUCAGAUCGUUAAGAAAUUCUCAUCCAAUUUACCAUAUUUUGUUCAAGUCAUUAAAAAGUGCUGGCGAUUCCGCGAUUUCAAAGAUCCCGCGGUAGAAUUGGCGUUUUCAACGGUUCACAAAUUCAAAGGUCUCGAAUUUCCGGUGGUGAGACUUCAAGAUGACUUUGUUCAGGUUGAUUCAAACGCAUUGUCUAAUUGUAAUUCCACGUCAGGCGAUGAGUUCAACCUUCUCUACGUAGCCUUGACCCGAGCUCAACGCGAAAUUGUGAUGAACAGAAGCCUCUUGAACUUAAUGGUCCUCUCGGGCGAGAACUUUUCGUAUUUCAGCCCAAAUUUCCAAGUUCGUACUUGUGUUGUGUGUCACGAAUGGAUUAAACCACGUCAAAAUGUCUUGCAAGUCAGUCGACAAAUUGUGGCACUGUCAAGUAGUCUCUACAUACCUGGCGGACCCAUAUGUGGGCAUUGCAUUGAGACUCCAUUUCAACCUAUCUCGCAUGUCGAUACUUUAAACAGAAUAUGCGCACUGCAACCUAAACCACCUCUGUUGGAUUCCCUGAAACUUUUCCUCUGUCCUCUCUGGAGCGACACUUUUCAUCAAAAAGGGGCCGAAGCACCGCACACAGACUUGAAGGCCCUUAUCGCGCAAAUCAGUUCAUCUUACACAUUUCGUCCGAUUCCUCCGACAGCUCAAGAACCUUUUGGCGACGAUUCGGAUAACGAGUUUUGGGCCGGAAUCCAAAUAUAGUUGGGGAAAGUGAAAAUGUCGUGACAUGGAGUAUGAUUAUGUAUGACUGAAUUACUAAAUAUAAUGAUAUACUCAUUCACAU